AUGAGUCACCUUGAACCGAUUCCGGAGGAAGUCUAUGACGAGGAGAUGCGUCAGCUCUACCUGGAAAUGCUUGCCGCUGACGACGCGCUGUUCAAGGCCGUGGAUCCGGAGAACCACGGCGACGACCGUGUCUCGAACGAGCCGCCGCUCUCCCUGGAGGGAUACGAGAUCAUCAAGCCGAUUGAGUCGGAGAAGGACUUCGAGGUCAUCGACAAGUCGGAGGUCGAGAAGAUGGAGGAGCCGAAAUCGAAGAAGGUGAGCUUUUCACCGUUCUAAUAGCAGCUCGGCUAUUCGACGCGGUCUUAAACUCAGAGUUUUGAGACGUCAUCCAAUUCCGAAUAACUUUGCAGGUUCUCCCGGGAGAGAAGGCCAACGGCGUCGGGGAGGUGCCGGGCGAAUCGACGAUCGAGGAGCUGGACACCGAUCACGGCGUCAUGAUCACCAUCGACUUUCCGAAGAACUACAAAAAGUAG
Caenorhabditis sp. 36 PRJEB53466 is the source of this 473-nucleotide messenger RNA. NCBI's taxonomy places the organism in Eukaryota, Metazoa, Nematoda, Chromadorea, Rhabditida, Rhabditidae. The record is from the annotation of a GenBank genome assembly.